AUGGAAGACAAAAACGAGACCAAGAAAAGCGAGGUCGAGGUCGAUGGCCUUGGGCUGAUUGAUGUCGCUGCUGAGGACGAUAGUCUCCUCUUCUCCUCGUUUCCCGACCCUACAAGCUACGAUUUUUCCGAGGCAGAUGAUGAUGAAAAAUGUUUCAAGGAUGAGAAAGAUCAAAGUAUCUUGAGCGAUGCACGAUGCUGUGAUGAAGAGAUACUGGUCUCUUCGAAAGAAGAAAAGGAAGAAGUGCUUCAACCUCACGAGUCGCCUGAACCUCAGAAAGUGAUGAAGAGUGGCAAGUAUAACUUGCGUAAAAGUCUUGCCUGGGACAAUGCGUUCUUCACGAGUGCAGGUGUUUUGGAACCCGAAGAACUGUCCAGCAUGAUGGAAAGCAAUCAUAAGAGUGGAAGGAAAGCUUUACCUACCAUUGAAGAAGAUAUUAAUAGAUCAACAGAAUCUAUCUCUACAUUUCAAAGUGACUGCACUGUGGAAAACAGUCAGGAGUUUGUUUUGUUUGAAGAUGUAAGAGCUUCUAUUCAGAGAUCUGCUAAAGCAUCUGAUGCUGCAACACCGGGGAAAAAUAAUGAGCUGGGAGCAAUAGAAGUAGCAACAAGCCCAACUUCAAGUACAUUGGACGUCCUUCCCUCUCAGGAAAAGAUGAAACCCAAAGCCAGUCCUAAGAAGCCGAGUAUUAGAGCACAAGGACUAGGGAAAGCAACAAAACAGCCUGUUGCUACAAGAGGUCUCAGUACAUCCAUUUCCAAGCCACCUAAUGGACUCAGCAAAGCCAGGUCUUUGCCAACAACAUCAACGAACAGGGCAUCACUAGAUAUCAGCAAAACCAAGCAAGAAAAGAAUUCCAAAUUACCUGCGGGUAAAGAGCCUUUGGGUCACAAAGUAUCCAAUUCGCGAAGUGCUAGACCCACAUUGCCAAAACCUGUUGUGCUUAAGUCAACUUUACGUUCUUCAGCUGCCUCAAAGAAUGAAUUGACUUCUUCCUGUGCUUCACUAGAGAGCUGUGCCAGUGCUUCAUCUAGCGCUUCCCACAAAUCUUCUCUAGAUUCGAUAAAGAAGAAGAAUGAUUUAAGUUCCAGAUUAGCUUCCCAGUCAUUGGCAAACCGAUCUACAUCUAGGGGUAUAAUGGGCCAGCCGAGAAUCCCACCACACCCAACCAAUAAGACAUCCAAGCCCAAGCUUUCCUCUAGUGUACCCUCUGCUGGCUCUAUCAGUGACUGUUCAUCAGAGUCAUCACGAGCUUCUGCAACUAGCAAAAUGGCUAAAAGCAACCAGAAAACCGUCUCUGGCGAAAAGAGUCCUUUGAAUGAUAACUCAGCGCAGACUGUGAAGCCUCUCAAGAACUCUAAAGAUGCAUCUGUUGUUCAAGCUGAUGCUAAGGAAGGCAGUAAACGAGUUUCAGCUAUCAAUGGUGGUUUGGUUCCUUCAGCUUCCGGGAAACCAUCGGGUCUCCGUGUGCCAUCACCAAAAAUUGGUUUCUUUGAUGGAGCCAGACAUGGAUCAUCGUCAUCUGCCAGUAAGAAGUCUGGAAAGUCUCAACCCGCGAGGUCUCCAAUACAAGAGCCGUUGAAUUCGAAAACAAAGGCAAGUUCAAGGCUUGUCUCUGACUCGUCUCCAAAACUUCCCAACAAAUUGUAUUCCAAAAUCAAUGCAGAAGAUCAACUUGAGGGGUGA
Molecule: messenger RNA, 1686 nt
Organism: Arabis nemorensis
Lineage: Eukaryota; Viridiplantae; Streptophyta; Magnoliopsida; Brassicales; Brassicaceae
Source: the annotation of a GenBank genome assembly